Molecule: messenger RNA, 1845 nt
Organism: Sclerotinia borealis F-4128
Lineage: Eukaryota; Fungi; Ascomycota; Leotiomycetes; Helotiales; Sclerotiniaceae
Source: the annotation of a GenBank genome assembly
AUGCAACACUCGUUGCCCUUCCGUCAAAACUAUAGAAAACCGUCGCGCCAAGCGAGUAUGGAUCCACAUAAUGAUUUAAACCCUCAUGUAGACCAUUUUAUCGGAAUAGAUGUUGGAACUGGAUCAGCAAGAGCGUGUAUUAUCGAUGCUUCAGGAGACAUCAAAGCCUUGGCUACAGAGAACAUUGGUCUAUGGCAACCGGAAGUCGGAUACUAUGAACAAUCCACAACAGAUAUCUGGAGAUGCAUUUGCAUGUGUGUGCAACGAGCUCUCAGCCAGCACAACAUUGACCCAACGACAAUUCGCGGUAUCGGUUUCGAUGCUACCUGCUCUUUAGCAGUAUUCUCACACGACACCGAUGAGCCAGUAUCUGUAACCGGUCCAAACUUCGCAAAUGAUGGCAACGACCGCAACGUUAUUUUAUGGCUCGAUCACAGACCUGUCGAAGAGGCGAAAGAAAUUAAUGCAACGGAACACAAUUUGCUACGAUACCUUGGAGGAAAAAUGAGCAUCGAGAUGGAAAUCCCUAAGAUUUUAUGGCUCAAGAACAAUAUGCCACCUGAGCUCUUUGACCGUUGCAAGUUUUACGAUCUGGCGGAUGCUUUGACACAUAUUGCAACAGGUAACGAGAGCAGAAGUUUCUGCAGUACCGUUUGCAAGCAGGGGUUUGUCCCAGUCGGUGUUGACGGAAGUGUAAAGGGAUGGCAAGAAGACUUUUACGAAGCUAUUGGCUUAGGUGAUCUUGCAAAGGAUAACUUUAAGCGAAUGGGAGGAGUCGACGGAGUAAAUGGCCACUAUCUGAGCGCUGGUGAACUUGUUGGUACUCUUAGCGAAAAGGCCGGUAAUGAACUUGGUCUCCCAGCCGGUAUUGCUGUCGGAAGCGGUGUCAUUGACGCUUAUGCCGGAUGGAUCGGUACUGUUGGUGCAAAGGUCAACCUUGGAACAGAUUAUCUCGAUACCGGAGCACCCAAAAACGACAUCUCCCAAGCAUUCAGCCGUCUUGCAGCUGUAGCUGGAACCUCCACCUGCCAUUUGGCCAUGUCACGCGAACCUGUUUUCGUUGAUGGAGUCUGGGGUCCUUACCGAGAUGUUCUUCUGCCUGGUUACUGGAUGGCAGAAGGUGGCCAAUCAGCUACUGGUGAACUCCUCAAACACGUCUUGGAGACCCAUCCAGCAUAUAAUGAAGCUAUGUCCAUGGCAGAAUCAUUCAACACGAGUAUUUACGAUUAUCUGAAUUCUCAUCUUGAGGAAUUGAUGGAGAAGGAUAACGCCCCAACUAUCUCAUACCUCGCACGUCAUUUCUUCUUUUACGGUGAUCUCUGGGGUAACCGUUCACCAAUUGCCAACCCAAAGAUGACCGGCUCAGUUAUUGGUCUUACCAAUGACCGCAGCAUGGACGGCCUAGCUAUUCAUUACUACGCAACCAUGGAAUUCAUCGCCAUGCAAACGCGCCAAAUCGUCGAAACCAUGAAUAAUGCCGGCCACACCCUCACCUCCAUCUUCAUGUCCGGAUCGCAAUGCCAAAACAAAAUCCUCAUGGAACUCAUGGCAACUACCUGCGCUAUGCCUGUUCUGAUCCCCAGAUACGUACACGCAGCCGUUGUUCACGGUGCCGCUAUGUUGGGCGCUAAAGCCGCCAGUGCAGAUAAAGAGGGCAGGACAGAGGAGCUGUGGAGUAUUAUGGACAGAAUGAGUAAGCCUGGUAAGGUGACCAGACCGGGAAAGAACGCAAAUGAGAAGAAUUUGCUGGAUGCUAAGUAUAAGGUAUUCCUUGAGCAGUGCAAGACACAGCAAGUUUAUAGGGAUCAAGUAGAUGAGGCGAUUGAGGGUUGGGGCCCUGAGUAA